AUGGCUGGUGGACGUUAUCACGUUUGCAAGAAGUGCGGCCCGGCCAGCUGGAUCUUUGCGGCAAAGGUGCCCAAGUUCCCCAAGUGUCAGUGGUGCGGAACUAAGUGGCCAACGGAUGUGCCCACCCCCAAGAUCUGGUCCAAGCCGGAGCCGAAGCCCCGACCUCGCAAGCCUAAGACCAACAAGGUUCACGACUGCUUGCGGAAGGUAUGGGAUACUCUUCCUGAAGAGGCCUGUGUGCAGCUGAAAGAAGCAGGGUUUGAAGCCAAGCCGGCUCGCGCAGUGGAUGUGGAUCUUGUUGCUCUCCUGCAGCAGCAUGUCGGAGACCUUCCCCAGGUCAUCGUGGACGCCCUGCCGGCCACCCCAACCCCGGACCCUCGCCAGGAGGGCAAGGAGGCUGGGGAUGUUCUUCGCAGCUCGGUGGGCAAGCUCCGUGAUUUGGGCCAGAGGAAACUGAGGCUGCAGGAGGAGAUCGACACAGCAAAGGACAAUUUGCGAGCAAUGCUUCACAAGAUGCAGGACAUCCAGAAUGCCAUCGAGGAGGCAAAGGUGGAAGUCGCAAAGACCACCAAGGAAUAUGAAGACAAGGUGGUCAAGCAUUGCGCGGAAGAGGUCAACAAUGGAGUGGAAUCUGUUCUGCAGGCUUUGGGCAUGCAAGAGGCCAGCCUUACCGAGGAGCAAAAGAGAAAGCUGGAAGCUCUUAAGUCCGAUGAAGCCAAGCGCAGAUGCAUGCAGGUCUGCAGGUGUCAGGCCGGGGAGGACCCGUGCCACACCCUUUUCCAGGAUCCCUCACCAGUCCCAAUUUCUUUAGCAGCGCUAUGCCAAUAUGAGGUGGUCCACCAUCCCUUGGUGACGGGGCCGAGGAGGUGGAUCUCGACCCACAGGUACCCAGUCGUCUUGUCGCAGCAGAAGAACCCGACGACGUCGCAACAGGUUCGGAGGAUCUUUCUGCCAACUCUUAUGAAGUUAAGCCUAGGAAUCUCAAGGAUUCUAGUGACCUUCCACGCCUCGCAAGGCUGUGGUUAUGUCAUUGUGGCGUUGCGCUCCAAAGGGGUAGAUUUCAAUUGGAUCUCCUUGUACCUGGAAAGUGGGACUGGCUUGGAUAGCCCAGUAAAUGAUCUUAUCCUGACCAGCCUUACCCAACAUUUGUCCCUCCUUCAAGGCAUGUGGGUGGUUGGUGGGGAUUUUAACGUUCCGAUUCAGGACUUCCUUAACUCCAGGUAUGAAGAAAGGUGGCAGGGCCGGGUGGUUGGCAGUGGGUCUCCUACGGCGGGAGGGGACUCCGAGAUUGACUUCUUCGUCGUCCACCCCAGUCUCCAGUCCCUGUCGACGGUCCGGCUGUCUUUUGACACUCCUUUCAAGCCUCACGGACUUCUAACCUUGGACGUGCCAGUGCACUCCCUCCAGUUGAGAGUCCCCACCAUCAGGUCGGUGGUGUCCCCGGCCCCCUCCUCCUUCCACGCACGCUCCCCAGUCCAGUUGGUCCAGAUCUUGAAUGUGGUGUCCCAGCAGGAGUCCUCUCUCGCCUUGGGCCAAUGGUCUCGCGACCUUCAGUCGGAGGCCCAGGCCACCACAGGUGCCUGGACAGGAGGGCCUAUGGCUAUCUGGGAUAGAUGGCGCACCUGGCUUCAGACAGGGAUGUUCCCCAAGUCCUCAGAGGCCUUCGCCUCCAUUCCACCGGACGACCCCCUUCUUCCCGUCCUAAAGGACUGGGUUCAUGCUGAUGACCGCAGCAGCCUCACUCGGGAGUUGGUGCCCCAGGUUGAGACAAAAUAUAAGGAAGCUUUAGCCUCCCAGACCUCCCAGAACUCCGAGUCUUACUCCAAGUGGCUAGAAGAGGCGCAAAAUGAUCACCUCCGCCCCCUUUACCGCUCCCUUCGAGCUGAUGAGCAAACCUUGGAACGGCCGUAUCGUGAGUUCACUCCCCUGGCGCGGCCCUAUAAACGGCUCGAAUUUUGGUGCGAGGUCUGGCAGGGUAACCUGGUGUCGCCAGCUCCGCUCCAAGGGGAAGUAUGGGAUGCCUUGUUUGACUUAGCCCGGGAGCAGGUCCGUUCCCUGCCCAAGCAUUCUGCUAGCUCUGUCGCUAAGAUAUGCGCCGCCAGGAAUCCCAAAAAAGGAGGCCCGGACGGCUGGGAUUUCAAUGAUCUUCGAGACCUGCCUCGGGACGCGUAUGCAGUCCUAGCCAACGUCUUCAAGAAAAUGGAGGAGGACCUUGCCAUUCCCCUCCAAGUUUCCCAGGUCCAGAUUGUUCUUCUGGCCAAGAGUGCCUUGAAGGAAAGACCUAUCGGUCUCACAUCGGUCCUGUGGCGGCUUUGGUGUAAGACUCGGCGGUUCUUGGUCAGCCAGUGGCUGGACUCUUACAUCCCGGAUCAUCCUUUUGACUCGGCGAUUCCAGGCCGAACCUCGUUGGACGUUGCCCUGGCCAGGAAAUGCUCCAAAGAGUCUGCCAGAGUCAAGGGUUUGCGCACUGUCUCGUUGUUUGUUGACAUUAAUGGGUUUUACGAUAGCGUCUCUUGGCAGAGGCUUUGCGAACAAGGCUUGCGGUUGUCUUUCCCAGCCUUGGCCCUGUGCCUCUCCCUUCGCCUCUACCAAGGAGGUCGCACGGUGGUGGGGGAAUCCCAGCCCAGUCCCACCAUCUUCCCAGGCUUGCACCAUUGCGACGUAUGGUUGGACGAUGUCUCCGCAGACUCCCUCCAUGCCUCGCCGGAUAUAGCCGCGGGAGCGGCUUAUGAAGCCUUUCGAGUGCUCAAGGUCUUUAUGGCCAUGAAGCACAAGGGGAGCCGAUACGGUUCAACGGAUACCAUCCUAGAUAUGACGGCCCACGAGGUUCAGGAUCCCUACCUUAUUGUGGUAACCCAGCACGUGGAAAGUCUUUUCAGGAUGAUGGCCAGAUGUAACCGCAUGGGAUGGGAGGCAGUAAAGGACACUUGGCGAGUGGUCUGGAAGCGGCUGGAGGCUGCGAAACACGGUUGGUCCGUGGUCACUGGACCUAUCUCAGCCAUGUGUCAAUACCUCCGCGACCUCCAGGUCGACGGCCACGAUCCUUCCCGCUGGGUUUUUGAGGAGCGUGUUCUUGAAAUCAAGCCUUCUGAGGUUUCGGUUGUCUGCCAAACCUCGUCUUUCCUCACGGACAUCAUCAAGACCCAGAGGUCUCGUCGCAUGGGAUCGGCCUCGUCGGCAGCGGGUGCUGGUGGCGGGGUCGACUGGACGGUCCCGCGUCGCCUGCUCAAGUCAGUGCGCACCAAAACAACCCGGUACGCCUAUCGGGCUGUUUUCCAAGGGUCCAUUCUCCAUAAUGGCAAUGGUGGCAAGGAUGUCUGUAAGUUUUGUGGCGAUUCCGGAGCCACCUUGCGCCACCUCAUGUAUGAGUGCCCUUCCUUCCCUGGUGGCAUGCGGUUACCGGGGUACGUUCUGGCGGAGAAGCGCCGUUUCCCUGAUGACUGCCUGUGGCUUCGGGGUAUGCUUCCCCUUAAAUACCUCCCAGUCGCUCCCUCGGGGGACCUAGAAGUGGUCAAGACAGGCGUGUUUCUCACGUCCUCCCAGGUAGUAGCAGACGGGUUGGUGGUUGCUACGGACGCGUCAGGGGGCAUGUUCACCAAGGAUCCGCGAUUGCGAAGGGUGAGCUGGUCUGUAGUCGUGGGGCGGGUUCAAGAUGGUCAGUUUCGGGAGUUAGGAACCAUGUCCGGCCUCACCCCCCCCGGAACAAGCGUCGCGCACGGUGAAUCUUAUGCCAUUGUGCAGACGAUCAAGCACACCCUUGGUCAGGCCAACCAGUGCGCUGACGAGUUGGCAGGCAAACGAGCUGCCACCAUAUCGCCUGUAGCAGGGCGGAAAGUCCAGGACCUGGAUAGGCUCGUAACCAGGAUCUGCGAUUACCUGGACGUAGAUGGCUGUGCUCCGGGUGCCAUCUUACCCUCCUUCCAGGCUGCAGCGUCGCACGUGUCUGAGGUGGGGCCUGGCAAAACAAAGGGGUCGUGGCCCCUUUUGGCGCGAGCAGCGCCAACGAAUGGCAGAGGGGAAGUCGUGGCGCUCUACGGCGACCCUCCAGCAUUCCAAGAGGCGGCUCCUGGGGGUUCCAGCUCUUCGGCCCAGCCGGCGGCGAAGGCAUGGCCGCCUCCCCCCCUCCGGCUCCUCGGCGUGACCGUCGGCGCUCUCCCUCCCCUCGUUUGGUCUUGCGCUCAGUGGACAGAAGCCCUACCCCUCCCACCCCUCCGCGAAGGAGGCGGUCAGAGGAGGCUAGGUCCAGCCGUGACCUUCCCAACCAGCAUGCACGGCCUAGAUCCUCACACUUACGUGGGACCGGUUGUGGUGGAAGCCCGAGUUCUCACGCGCCUGGGCUGGGGACAAAGCCGUGUAGGCUACCAGCUGUCUCAGGCGUUGGUCUUGAAGCUCACGGAUGAUGCAUCCUUAAACGGUCCGGAGAUCGAUAUGGACCUGAAGGUGAGUGCGGGCCUGCAUCGUUUCCUGUACCACGUGCAAGAGCAUCGCUGCCAGGCCCGUGAGUGGCUCCAGGAAAAUGCUGCCAAUGGUCUCCGUGUUCACUCCUACCUUCUGGCCACGUUGGCCACCUUGUUGCACUUGUAUGCCUGUGGGGUUGAUGCCAAGGAUGUUGGCAUUUCAAACCUGAGCCACAGGCCGCUGGGCACGAGGAUGGUUCCCCUUCCGGCCUUCAUCGAUGCCAACAACUGGGGCCCCUCCCAAGGGAGGAGGCUGUGGAAACAGGGCUGCUUCUCUGGGGGCAUCCUUUCCCAGCCUUUGGGCUGCGGUCGCAACUUCUUCCUGAUGAGGGCUCCGGGCGAAUUCGUUUGCAUGAAGGACACCCACUGGUCAGCUGUGGUGAUUAUGCCUCGAUCGCGAAGCUACACUGUGUGCCAGUUUUGCAACGACUCUUGGAUUUACAAUCACAAGAUCAAGCGCCGUCCUUUUUGCAGAUGUGGGCAGCCAUGGCCUUUGCAACAGUCGCAGUACACCCAGGAUUCGGACCUGGGGUCGUACCAAUGGUCCCAGAAGCGUGCCGUUUUUGCCAAGCCGACCAAGCCUGCAAAAACCCAGCCAUCCAAGGGCUUUAAGGGUGUGCAGGUCCUUGGUGAGCACUGGGGUUCUUUGCCUGAAGCAGUGCAGCAUGUGCUCAAGAAGAAUGGGCUGGCCCCACCGGAGCCUGCUGAUGAUGAAGACCCGCUGCUUAAGCUGCUCAUGCAGCACAAAGAAGCCCUGCCUGACGAGAUCAAGCUCGAGCUUGACAAGAGGGACCCGGAGCCUUUCGAAGUUGCACUUGCCACCCAGGAUGCUUUCAAAACUGCAGUUGGAAAGCUAAGGGAGCUUGGCCAUCACAAGUUGCUCUUGCAGCAACGAAUUGACAAUGCAAAGACUGCCUUCACUGCCUUGCUUUCGCAGAUGCAAAACUUGCAGGCGGAGAUCAAAGAUGCUGAGCAAAAGGUUGAGAAAGUUGGAGGUGACUACCAUGAGAAAGUGCUUAAGACGGAGGAUGGCACAGAUCCUAUGGAUGUGGAAGCGGUUUUGGGACAGCUUGGAGUCCAGCUGACCCAGGAGCAGGCCACCUGGAAGGCCAUCCAGGCCGAGCAUGCUUCCAAGCGGAGGAUGAGUGCGCAUCUGAUCUUCUCAGGGUCCCGGCUGGUCCAGUUUUCGUUGCUGGCCACCUCGUGGGUGGUACGAUCGGCAGCCUCCCCUUUGAAGACCUCUGGGCCCAAGUUCUUUUCCAGGGCCGUGUUUGAUGAUGCAGAUCAUGUUGUUUCAUCCUUGGACACACUUGAGGCCUCCCCCAGUCCCAGGCCCCGGAAGAGCACCAUAUCGCAGCCAAGGCCCGGCCAGGCCAACAAAAAACAGGUUCAAGAGUGGAAGGCCCUCCUCCACAUCCUUGAGGCUGCACCUGUGAUGGAUAUGCCUGCCAAAGAGGCUGAUUUGCUCCAAUGGAUUGAGGACCUUGAGCAGUCCAAGGAUGACACCCUGGGGGUGAUUGAUGCUGUUGACGCUGUGCUGGCUGGCUUCUGUAAAAAGGGGUCAGAUAGCAAGGUUCUGCUGAUUGGUCAGGCCAAUAUCACCACCUAUCGAAGUGAGAUUCGAACUUGGUUGGUGGAUCGGGAUGAGUCCUUUUGGCUUUUGCAGGAGACACAUGUCACUGAAUCCGACACCAGAGCCCUGGUGAACAAAUUCCAAUCUGUUGGAAAGCAAGCUUGGGCGGGCCCUGCUGCUCCGACCCAGGGAGGAUCUUCAGGGGGCCUCCUCACCCUGGUUCCUUCCUAUCGUAAUGCGGUGACUGGCCCGGCUUUCCUCUUGGAUGGCAAAGGGUUUGUGUCUGUUUCAAUUAGGUUUAGGGGUUGGGACCUCCUCCUGUUCAACCUUUACCUCCAGUCCGGGGUGGGCCCGACCGGAGGGGUUAACCCAGAGAUCCUUAGGAGGUUGGCUGCGCUCCUCAGCCAAACCAGCACAUCCUGGCUGGUUCUUGGUGAUUGGAACUGCCCUCCUGAAGAACUCCUACGAUUUGGAUACGCAGCCAUGGUUAAAGGCCGGUUGGCGGUGCCGACAAGCCCUACAAUCAAUACGGGGGGAACCUUGGAUUAUGCGUUAGCGUCGGCCAAUCUAGCGCCGGCCAUCACACUUACUCCUUGCUGGGACGUUCCGUUCAAACCCCAUGCUGCGGUUACUGUUGAGCUGAGGCUUGAGGUUGUGGAUUUGCCCCUCCGGCAGCUGAAGGGAUUCUCCCUUGAGCCAACCGCAUCAUGCCCUGAUGAGUUGCACCUCCCUGAGGCUCAAGCAUGUGGUUUGUGGGAUACAUCCCAACCACUUGACCAUGAGUGGGCUUCCUUCAGUGCUGGGGUUGAGGAGCAACUGUUUUCCGCUGCUGCGGGUCGUGGGUGGAAACUGGAAGACGCGUUCCUUCCCCUGGUUAAAACCAGCAGCCCGGAAAAAAUUUGGAAAGGCUCGGGGCCGGCCUUUUGGCAGUCCUUCCUCCUUUGGACUUCGAAAGCACUUGGAAUUAACCCUGACGUCAGAGUGAAGUCGCUCUUCAUUCAGGCGAGGACAAGGAUGAAUGAUCACUGGAUUGACGUGCCACCACACACCCUCCAUGCUUUGCAAUGCCUGCUUGAUGCAGAUGACCUUCAAAGUCACACGCAAGCUCUUGACAUCAUUGGGCUCCAAGGGCGGGCCGCUUUGAAGGAAGCCAUCAAGCAGAGUGAAGAGGCCUACAGUCAAUGGCUGGAAGCGGCGUGUAAAGGGGGUAUGAGAGGAAAUGGAGACAACCCCUUGGUUGAAUGGCACGCGUUACAACAUGCAGCAGUUGCCCAAGCCAGGACGCUCCCGCCGAUUACUGGCUCUAUGGUUGAGAAAGCCAUUCAGAAAAUGGCCCAUAAAGCCAUUGGUGCUGACGGGUGGAGUGUACAGAUGUUGCAGAAGUUGGCCCCAGUGCAACUGGAAAGGUUGGCUGCGUUUUUCAACACUUGGGAACGUCAGGGUUGUUUCCCGGCCCAACUUUCUCUUGUUCUUGUCGCUCUCAUCAACAAGUCUGAGGACGAGGAGCGACCGAUUGGACUGACUCCUGUGCCGUACCGCUUAUGGGCCAAACUCCGCUGGCCGGUCUUCAAAGCAUGGCUUGAUAAUUAUGCCGCCACCCAAGACUGGGACCGCGCUAAGAAGGGCUUAUCAAGUCUUGAUGUUGCGUUGCGCCGUAAAAUGUCGCAUGAGAUCCUGUACCGGAAAAAGAGACACGGUGUAACGGUGCUCUUGGACCUUAAAGCAUUUUAUGAAAAUGUCUCCCACCACAGUUUUGUGGCCCAGGCCCUUGCCCUUGAGGUACCCCCACUCAUUUUAAAUGCUGCAAUCUCACUUUAUAGUGCGCCGCGGUGGAUCAGUGCUGAAAAGUGUAUCUCUGGGCCUAUCAAACCGACGAAGGGCUUGGUAGCUGGUUGCCCCUUUGCCCCGGGACUCAGCAAGAUCCCCUUUGACAGCAUUUUACGCCCGGCAUGGAAUACGGGGCUCGCCAAAACCAUCGACCUCUAUGUUGAUGACACUAGCUUUGACACUGAAGCUGCUAGCCCUGAGUUAGCUGCGCGUAGGGCAGCGCAGCUGUACAAAGCUGUGGUGGGGGGCUUAGAACAAGCUGGACUUCCCAUCAGCAUCGGCAAGACGGACGCUGCCAAGGAUUUGGGCAUUGAUUGCACUGCUGGAAGAAGGAUGCACUGGCUGCGCGCCUCCUUCGCGCAUGAAUUGGGGCGCAUGUCGCUGGGCUCGGUAGAUCUGACGAUCGACCAUGCUGCACCUAAGAGGCCGGACCCGGCUUACACGAUUAUCUCCCAGCAUUUCCAAGCGAUCCACCGGUUGCUGUGUUUUAUCCCUGACAGGCAAAAACAGCAUUUUGAUGACAUUCUGCCUGACAUGUGGAUGGAGUACCUGCAUACCGAGUAUCCCUGGAAGCGCGCUGCUGGUCCAGUAGGGGCCCUGCUGUGUUACCUGGUUGACUUGGGUUGGACCCCGGUCAGUGCAUCAGCAUGGAAAUGCCCGGAAGAUACCUGCCAGAUCACCACUAAGGUCGGCAUGCAUCACCUACUGUGCUCCCUUGCCUUGGAAACGGACAGGUGGAGGCAUACUCGCAUUGCCCAGCAGGAUUCCCUUUCGCCCCUCUUGACUGGAAUCGAUUGGCACCCGCUCAAAAAGCUUAGAUGUAGGCUGCCGCCGCAGCAAAAAACUUCGCUCAUGGCGGUGUGGCAGGGUGCAAUCCGGGCAGACCCAUGUGCUACCUGCCUCAAAUGUGGAUGCGCAGCAUCUUUGAAUCAUGUGCUAUGGGAGUGUUCCUGGUGGCUAACCAACCUCCCAGAGCCCCCUGCUUUUGAAAGAUUCAGAAAAGAGUGGCCGAUCUCUUCCUUGUGGUCCAGGGGGAUGACCCCGGCCACCACCUACCCGGAUGAUGGCCAAUGGGUGCGCACAACUGGGGCGUGGAAUGAAUCUCAUGUCAUCAGUGGAGAAGGGGUUUAUUUCGCCACCGACGGCUCCCCAGGCCGGUCCAAAGAUGUCCGAUUCCAUCGUUACACGUGGGCUGCAAUUGCCUUUAGAUUGGACAAUGCCGAACAGGCUGUAAUUGCAACGGCAAUUGGUACCUUGCAAACCCCGCUUUCGGUGUUCCGGGCGGAGGCGGCUGCUGUUAAAUUUGUUGCCGAGCACACUCAAGGAGAUGUUGACCUCACAAUGGAUUGUAAAGGGAUUCUCUCUAGGCGGGCCAAUGAGCUGGUCGACCGCCUGGUGGGUGAAGCGGCUGAACAAAGAAGAGAUCCACUCUAUGAGUCCAGCAUAAAGAAGCUGGAUGCUGUGAUCACUCAGGUCAACACCUUGUUGGCCAAGCGCUCUGCAGCCCUUCUCUCUUAUGAUAAGGACCAGGGCCCUCAGGUGCAGUGGCCGGAUAAGAUUGCCUUCAAAGUAUGCCGCCGAAGCACAAAUCCCCUGCCUCUAAGGCGGAGAAGGGCGGAACCACAGGAUGAGCAAGCCCCUGAGCCCGUGCCACAACAGUUGCAGCCCCCUGAGCCCUUGGUGGACAACCAGGCUCAGGGGAUGAGAAAUCCUGGAGUCGUGCUUCGGGAAAAUCCUCAGCUUGAGCAGCGCAAUCCUGAGCACCGCCCUGCAGCUUUGGUGGCAAACCAGGCUGAGAUGGAUGAAGUUCCUGGAAUUGUCCUUCGGGAGAAUCCCUAUGCACCUGAGGCUGGUCCGGUUUUGGGUGCCCCAAACCAGGACAGCUGCUCUGAAGAAAGUGAGGAGGAGCCAAUGGUGCCUGAUCCCAUUGUGCAUCCGGAGCCUCCCCCAGCACCGCCAGCUGCGCAUAUGCUGCCCGCCCCGUUGAACUUUGAUGAUAUGGAUCAGGAAGCGGGCGCAGCCUUUGCCAUUGCUGAGAGGGCUCGCAACACCAAGCCAGAGUUGGUGGCUUUCAAAUCCGAUCUGGGCUAUGCUGGUGUUUUCCAGGCCCUCCCCAAGGACCAGAUCCACGUGUGGUUCAAUGACACGGGGGACAACACUGCAGCAUAUAUCCACAAUGGAAGAACCAGGUACGGAUAUGAUGUUGGUGGUGGCUAUGUCUUGAAGGUUGGGACAAAGCAGGCGUUUGGGGAUGAGGUGGCGAUUUCGGCUUUGCUUCCUAAGGUUGCAGCCACCAUCAUUGGGGCUGGUUCCACGACACUGCAGGUGUUGCUCUCUGGGCGACCCUGGGAGUUCAGGUCCCAUCUGGUGGCUUGGUCGAUUGUGGAAAAAGUCGAGCUCCUCACGGAUUUUGGUUCUCGGAACCAGAUCCACCCUCAGUGGUCCUUGUAUGCCUUCGCCCUCCUUUUGCAAUUGAGCCGACAUUUUGCUCUUCGCGAUGUGUCAAAAUCCAACCUGGGGAUAAAACCAGGACUCAGUGCCGCUACACCCAUGUUGUGUUUUUUCGAUCUCGCGGAUUGGCACUUCGAAGGGCUCAAUGCUGGAUGUUGGUUUCCCAAGUAUAGCUUGCGCAGCUUCAUCGAGGCCCUUCGAUGUGUCUGUGACGUCACGCCGUUGGAGCCGUAUCUCCGCAGGCAGGCGGUGGUCCCUUGCCUCAACGAUAUCAUUGCGGUUCUCCCCGCCGCGCUCAAGGCAAACUUGGAGAUCCAACUGGUCCUCAUGAACGGCCGAGUCUCUGAUUGGGCUCACCUUGCUGCAUUGACUAACCAAUAG
Symbiodinium natans is the source of this 10689-nucleotide messenger RNA. NCBI's taxonomy places the organism in Eukaryota, Dinophyceae, Suessiales, Symbiodiniaceae. The record is from the annotation of a GenBank genome assembly.